UUGUUUGAAAACUUGAUAAAAACAAACUUGUUUUACUUAAAAAUAUUAAAACAAAACCAGCAUAAUAAUAAAACGCAAAAACAUCAGAAAAACAUUCUUCUAAAAUUUCAUUCUAACCAACGCAACACCAAAACUCAAACAUCUAACAAAAACAUCACAACUUUAAAAACAUUAUUAAAAACAUCAACAAAAACAUUAAAAAUUAAAUGAAAACUUGUGUUUUUGGUGGAACAAAUGAUUCUAACGAAGACAGUAUUUCAACAAUAACAACAACCGGUGGGGGCGGUCUUGUUGCGCGCUCUUCAUCUAGAACGGGCGGGGCCUUAUGUGGUCGUUCUUCUAUUUCUGCUACUGCUGCUGCUUCUUCACGUUUUUCUACUACUCCAACCAAGAAAUUAUCAGCUGGGGUUUUGAUAGAAAAGCAAAAAAGAAGUGGAGGAGAACAUCAAUUCCCCCAUUAUUAUAAACGUAAUCAGAGGUCUACCCCAACUUUUAAACAAUAUUUAAAUGGGGGAGAUGAAUCAAAAAAUAAUAGCAGCAAUAAUAAUAAUAUAAUGGUUAGAAUCUUGAAAAAUUAUUAG
Molecule: messenger RNA, 581 nt
Organism: Meloidogyne enterolobii
Lineage: Eukaryota; Metazoa; Nematoda; Chromadorea; Rhabditida; Meloidogynidae
Source: the annotation of a GenBank genome assembly